GUAUCUGGUUCAGCUGACAAUUCCGUCCGGGUGUGGGAUGUAGAGAGUGGUGGUGUACUUCGUGCCUCUCUUCAAAAACACAAAGACUACGUCCGGUCUGUUGCAAUCUCGCCAGACGGAAAAUAUGUCGUGUCUGGUUCGGAUGACAAAACAAUCCGGGUGUGGGACAAAGCCCUUGAAGCACCUAUGCGCUUCUCGUCCGACCUGGCCAGUAUUCUUUAUUCCACCUCCUCCGCUCUCCAAAAAUCUUGCAACAUAGCAUCUCUUAAGGAUGGGUGGAUUAUAGAUCCCAAAGGACAGCUUCUCCUGUGGAUUCCGUCUGAUCGCCACCCUUCUGUCGCCAACAACAUGCUGUUGAUAUCCGAUGGUUCCUCACGGCUGAAUUUAAAGAAUUUCGUACAUGGCACAUUAUGGCGCAGGUGUCGGGAA
Messenger RNA from Suillus subaureus, 429 nucleotides. Its product is annotated as WD40-repeat-containing domain protein. The transcript has a single exon. The annotation marks the transcript as partial. NCBI's taxonomy places the organism in Eukaryota, Fungi, Basidiomycota, Agaricomycetes, Boletales, Suillaceae. The record is from RefSeq and is a predicted model, not a curated record. Gene Ontology annotation, molecular function: protein binding.